AUGCACACCGCGUCUCCGCAGGACGCCGCCUCGAUAUCGGAUGCCAUGACCCAUGAGGAGUUACUGGCGCAUCAACUGAAUUUACACCACAAAAUUCAACAGCAGAUGCAACUCCAGAUGGAGAUGAGUAUGCAACUGGGUUCACGUCAAUCACUAACAUCGUCGCUUGCUAAAGUGGAACCGGACCUAGGCGAUAACGUUUUUGAUAUGUUAGAUGAUCUUAUCAUGAUUCCAUCGGGAGCAGUACCACCAGAACGUAGUUCGCUAUCAAAACACACGCGUGAAGAGACUGUGGACGAUGAUCCACCUGCUGUGGGCUCUGGAAGUGUUGGUGGCAGUCGUGAUAGCCUUGCAGAUAUUCUCGAGAGUCUAGAUAUGGAUUUAGAUGAUGAAAUGAAUGAUGAGAUAAUGUCUUCAGGAAGUGAACGUGCUCAUAGUACCAGCGACUCGUUGGAUGAAGGAGAUUUGGAUGAUUUAGACGAUCUCGAGAAUUAUGACCCAGAUGAUAUACAGGACCAACGUGAUGGACUGUAUAAAGCAGAACCGAAUGAAAUUGCACCAGCAGAUGAAGAAUUAGUGCAUAUGAGGCGUUCAUCAUUAGAUUUAUUGGCUUCAAUGCGUGAAAGUACGUCUGGUAUAGCUCAUCAUGGCACAGGAAAUAUGUGCACAUUAAUAUGGGAAGGUGGACUCCUUGGAUUACGACUUCGUCUCUCACAGUCCCGAUUAAUGCCAGCGGUGUCCAAAAUCACGGGAAAAAGCUCAAUAUUUGGUGUCCAUCUUGUCGAAGUGGGUGAUUUAUUGCUACGAAUUGGCGAUCGUGUAACCCGUGAGAUGGAAUUUCUGGACGCGAUUAAUUACUUGAAAGAGGUACCGAAGCCCUGUACGUUAGUAUUUCAGCGAUUAUUGGCCGAUCCAAUGGCAGUAAAACCGGUACAACCGAAGGUCAAAAGUGCUAUUGGAUUAAAGUUGGCUGCGAAAUUUGACGAACUUACAGCCGCGGAAAAUGAAAAAUUUCCACCUCAACCAGCAGUAAAAUUUGAUGCCAAGUACGAGAUCAAGUGGAUGGAUGGACCUUUGGGAAUUAGUUUGAUUGCAAGUAAAGAUGUCCCAUAUCCACUUGUGACGCGUAUUACUGGUAAAAACCGGUCACCACAGGUACAGGACGUCCAACCAGGUCAUUAUCUCGUUCAGAUUGGAACGUAUAAUACUGCUGAUGGCAAUUUCAAUACGGCCAUUAAAUUUUUACAAAAAGUACAAAAACCAGUGUCGCUUUUCUUUUGCCCAAGUAGUAAGAAAAUGUCUUUACGUCCCGACUUGGCAGAUGAUGAGUACGAUCAUAUUUGGGAAAAGAAACAACCUCUGUGUUUUACUGUACGACCGAGUGUUAUGGGUCAUAUAGUGGUGGCUGAUCUUGGCAGUGCUAAGUCAAUAAAAGUCAAGAUGAAGGGUGCACCGAAUAAUGUGGCAGCUUUUGUGAGCUCAGGAGAUCGGAUUAUGUGGAUCAAUGACGACAUUGUAAAAGAUUUGACAUUUCAUGAAUCGUUACUCAAGUUACGUACAGCAAAACGUCCGCUUGUUAUUCGAUUUAAAAAAGGUUCUCCUGAAGACGCAAUUGCAGCAUAUUCGUCGUCUGAUGUCCAUGUGGCAUCCAAAUUUACGAAUUCGACAGUAUCAUUAGGAUCGUCCUCAACGUCCGUUUCUUCGUCCACAUCGACAACUGUUAUGUCACCCUCACAUUCUAUCACGUCUUCAAAUGAAAAUGCACUACCAACUGUACCACAUCCAAAGACCGGACAGCCAUUGGCAGUUCCACUUCCUUCACCGCGAACUUUUAUAAAUCCGCUUAAAAAAAUGAGUAUAGCUCUUGGCAAUCAUGCUAAAGACAACGUCACUGGAAGUUCCAAUCCGAAAGCACAAGAGGAGUUGAGAAAACAUCAAGACAGACAGUAUAUAUCGCAGUCACAGCAGCACUCUCCACUUGAAGUUGUUCAGAAUAAAUACCGAAGCCAUGGCGAGCAAGAUACAAAGCGAGCAGGGCAUGAUAACACAAGACAAUUAAACGCAUCAUCAUCAAAUGUUUUACGACAUUCCCCUCAUGGCUCAAGAGGUAAACCUCACCAACUUGCAUUUACCACGUCUACUAAAGACCCAGCUCCUCGGACACUCAGCAGCCCGAAUCACAGCAGUGCACAUCAAAACGACUUAAAUCAUCGGAUUGCAGAUCCAGCGAAUAAAUUACGCAAUUUGGAGCAUGGACCGCAUAAGUCAAUACUAGCAAAGUCUCCAAUUGAUCCGAUUGACGAUACUCCGUUAAAGCCGCUAAGUGGUGGUCGUCAAGGAUCGACACCUCCAUCGUUGUCACACGAGCCAAGUCGGCAUAGAGAAAAGGAAAUGGACAAGGACGAUGAUGUGUACGAAGUCAUUUGGCCAGAAGGAACAGCACUUGGACUCACGUUGCGAGUACAUCCGACGACGAGAUUUCCUGUCGUGGCACGUGUGACGGGUACAAGUAAUCUUAAGAAUAUUGAGCACGUCUCACCAGGUGACAUUCUUUUUGCUGCGAACAACAUGAACAUUGUACCACAACCAAAGUUCAAACAGACACUUGAAAACCUAUCACGUCUCCCAAAGCCAGCAAUAUUGCGUUUCCGACGUGUGUCUGCUACUACUUCAGCUUCAUUGCGCUCAGAUGAGUCGGAUCAGAUGCUGCCUCGCGGUCCAGCGCUCAAGGACCGCGAGUACGAGCUCAUUUGGCGAGAAAGUGCCAAUCUUGGAUUGGUCUUCAGCUCAGAUAACGAUGUUCCAAAGGUUACAAAAGUUGAUAUGGAUUCCGGUGGUCCCAUGCUGCACAAGGUGUCAGUUGGAGAUGUUCUUACGUGGAUUGGUCCAAUGGAAAUCAGUGGCUCGACAUUUCAAUCGUCCAUGGCAAAACUGCGUGCUGUAAAGCGACCUAUUGUGCUACGUUUCUACAAACGUGGAACAUGA
Messenger RNA from Plasmopara halstedii, 2985 nucleotides. Its product is annotated as PDZ domain. The record is from RefSeq and is a predicted model, not a curated record. The transcript has a single exon. The coding region runs from base 1 to 2985 and encodes 994 amino acids. Gene Ontology annotation, molecular function: protein binding. Lineage: Eukaryota; Oomycota; Peronosporomycetes; Peronosporales; Peronosporaceae.